AAAAAGAAAAUAAACACGUACACACAUAGAAAUACAAUCGAAAAGCAUAGAAAAAAUAACAAAAUUUUUAUUAUUAUUUGUUAAACCUAAAUUAAAACAACAUUAGAAAGCGGUAGCAUUGUUUAACACAAACAUUUCGCAUGUGAAAAAUAAAAUAAACUUUAACAGAACUCUAAAGGAACAACAAUUAAAAUAAAGUUGAAAAAAAGUAAAAGUGACGUGUAGUUUUUUGUGGUGUUUGUGUGAAAUUAAUAAUAAAAAAACAACAAUUUGUUUGAUUUACCUAAAACUCAGGGGGUGUAUUCAUUCAUAAAAUAACCCGUAAAAGAAAAGUGUAUCAAGGAUAAACGAAAUUAAAACAAACUGUUGAAAUUAUAACCAAACUACUUUCACAAAAGUCAUAAAAAUUAAUGUUUACAAGAUCGGCUCAUAAAUAUGGCUUUUAUACAACAAAUACGCGAUAGGUGCACAUUUCUUGUGUGCCUCCUGCUGGUGGUCUGUUUGUUUAGCAGCCAAUUCUCCUGGGGCUAUUUUACUUCAUACGAUAAAUUGGAUAGCAAUAAAAAUUGUUUUUGUGAGCUGGAAGGUUCCAUUAAUGAUUGCAGCUGUGAAGUCGACACUGUCGAUCAUUUUAAUAACAUUAAAAUCUUUCCCCGCUUGAGUAGUUUAUUGGUAAAGAACUAUUUUCGUUUCUAUCGCGUUAAUUUACAUCGGGAUUGCCCAUUUUGGCCCGAUGACAGCAAGUGUGCCAUGCGCUUCUGUCAGGUGCAGAAUUGUGAGGAGAAAAGUAUACCCAAGGGUUUGAUCGAAAAUGGUGAAAAUCAUUUUAUGAAACCUACAUUAUUUAAGUACACCAAAGAAGCUCAAGUAGCCGAUUGUUCCGAUGCUGAUGAUUUCAACAGUCUACUUGGUUUUCUCGAUACCAGUAUUAGUGAUCAAGCCCACAAGGAAUUCGAACUGUGGGCAAAACACGAUGAAGCCGAGGAGGAUUUCUGUAUAGUCGAUGACAAUCAUGAGGGAUCACAAUAUGUAGAUUUACUUAUCAAUCCAGAACGUUAUACAGGCUAUAAAGGAGAUUCAGCACAUCGUGUAUGGAAUAGUAUUUAUUUGGAGAAUUGUUUUGGCACUCAAAACAAAUCCAAUUCGUUUACGGAAUAUUUGGCUCAAAUCGAUUUGCACAAAAUGUGUUUGGAACAACGUGCCUUUUAUCGUAUCAUAUCAGGCCUACACUCCAGUAUCAAUAUACAUUUGUGUUCCAAAUAUUUGCUAUCGGAAUCUAAAGAUUUCUUAGAUCCUCAGGGCAUAUGGGGGCCAAAUGUUAAGGAAUUCCAAAGAAGAUUUAGUCCUGAGACUACAAAUGGUGAGGGUCCUCAUUGGCUAAGGAAUUUGUAUUUCAUUUAUUUGGUAGAGUUAAGAGCUUUGGCUAAAGCUGCACCCUAUCUAAGAAGAGAAGAAUAUUACACCGGUAUAGUGGAGGAGGAUCAGGAGACUAAAAUGGCCAUUAAUGAUUUGUUGUCUGUAAUUGAAUCUUUUCCCAAUCAUUUUGAUGAGAAUGCUUUAUUCUCGGGCAGCAUACAGGGCAUUAAAUUCAAACAUGAAUUUAAAGAAAAAUUUAGAAAUAUUUCCAGAAUUAUGGAUUGUGUUGGUUGUGAUAAAUGUAAAUUAUGGGGUAAAUUACAGACCCAAGGUUUGGGUACUGCUUUGAAGAUUUUAUACUCCGAGAAGCUUAAUCAGGCCACGGAAAGUGGCUUAUGGAAUAAACCUCAUAUCGAGGCGGAUCCUUUAUUUAGAUUAUCACGUACUGAAAUUGUGGCAUUGUUUAAUGCAUUUGGAAGACUCUCUAAUAGUAUAUUUGAAAUGGAAAAUUUUAGAAAAUAUUUAAGAUAAUAAAACAAAAUAACACCAAGCAGAUCAGCCUCCCCUUAGGCCUAUGUAUACUUAAUGUUUGUAGAACAUUUAUUUAAAAUUUCACUAGUACAAUUUAUCCUUUUACUCCGGUCCAUAAUUCCAAAACACGUAUUAAAAUGACAUAAUUUUGGGUUUAGAUUAAAUGAAAAGAGAAACAUUUUAAAGACAACUGAAAACGUUUACUAUUGUAGAGGUAUUUAAUUAAUAAUAAUUAAAGGUUUCCCUAACAACGCUGGCGUAAUUUGUAUUUCCUUUUUUUUUUUUUUAGAAAAAAAAAAAAAAAAAAAAAAAAA
This is a messenger RNA of Lucilia sericata (common green bottle fly), 2201 nucleotides long. RefSeq names its product ero1-like protein (gene Ero1L). The coding region runs from base 436 to 1887 and encodes 483 amino acids. Gene Ontology annotation, biological process: protein folding in endoplasmic reticulum. Lineage: Eukaryota; Metazoa; Arthropoda; Insecta; Diptera; Calliphoridae. Gene Ontology annotation, molecular function: FAD binding; protein-disulfide reductase activity; thiol oxidase activity. The transcript has 6 exons. Gene Ontology annotation, cellular component: endoplasmic reticulum; endoplasmic reticulum membrane. The record is from RefSeq and is a predicted model, not a curated record.